Messenger RNA from Dendrobium catenatum, 5043 nucleotides. RefSeq names its product ABC transporter B family member 20-like. Gene Ontology annotation, cellular component: membrane. NCBI's taxonomy places the organism in Eukaryota, Viridiplantae, Streptophyta, Magnoliopsida, Asparagales, Orchidaceae. The transcript is spliced from 11 exons. Bases 474 to 4682 code for a protein of 1402 amino acids. The record is from RefSeq and is a predicted model, not a curated record. Gene Ontology annotation, biological process: transmembrane transport. Gene Ontology annotation, molecular function: ABC-type transporter activity; ATP binding; ATP hydrolysis activity.
AUGGAAAUGGGCUGUGCUGAGGUGCACCACAGUCAUUUUCUUGAGCUGCAGAGUCGCAGGGAGAGAGAUAGGAGGAAGGCGAAGCCAACUCGAAGACGUAGGAAGAAGCAGAGAAACCCUCCCCUUCAUCUCUUUCUAUCUGAGCUUUCGCUUUACCUUUUCUUUCCUCUCUAGAAGCCGCUCGAUAUUUUCAUCUAUCCUCGUUCUGUUCGCCUGCUCCUUUGACAAGGCGCCCGCUGCAAUCGUUUGAAGAAUUGGGAAGAAAGGUCUUUAUUACGCGGUGGAUUGUGGUGCCGGGUGGCGAUUCAAGACUAAAUACCGCUGCAGGAGACUGGAGGACGAGGAGAUCCCUAGAUCCGCCUAGCCCUUCGCCGGCCGGCGGGUCGGCAGAUCUCGAAUGGAUUGCUAGGGUUAGAGUUUUCCGAAGGGGGGCGUGCGGAAGGACGGUUAAUUGGUUAUAGAAAAAGUUUAUCAUGGUGUCGAGGGGGCUGUUUGGGUGGUCGCCGCCCCACAUGCAGCCGUUAACACCGGUUUCAGAAGUGUCGGAACCGCCGGAAUCGCCGUCGCCGUACAUGGAAUCCGGGUUGGAGGCGUUUCCGGUGGAGGACGACGGUCCGGUCGACGAGGUGGAAGAGGUCGAGCCGCCACCGGCCGCUGUGCCGUUCUCGAGAUUGUUCGCGUGUGCUGAUUGGUUCGAUUGGUUUCUUAUGUUGAUCGGGGCACUGGCCGCGGCGGCGCACGGGAUGGCGCUGGUUAUUUACUUGCAUUACUUUGGGAAGUCGAUCAAUUUGCUUAGUCCGCGUAAUUUGCACAAUAGAACUCCGGAUGAGAUAUUUGAUCAAUUUAAGCAGCAUGCCCUGUACAUUGUUUAUAUAGCCUCUGGUGUUUUUGCGGCUGCAUGGAUUGAGGUCUCUUGUUGGAUUUUUACCGGAGAGAGGCAGACUGCAGUUAUCAGAUCAAAGUAUGUCCAAGUUCUACUGAACCAGGACAUGAGUUUUUUUGAUACGUACGGGAAUAAUGGUGACAUUGUCAGUCAAGUGCUAAGUGAUGUGUUACUUAUUCAAUCUGCUCUUAGUGAGAAGGUUGGAAAUUACAUACAUAACAUGGCUACCUUUUUUGGCGGUCUUGUUAUUGGUCUUAUCAACUGCUGGCAAAUUGCACUUUUGACACUUGCUACUGGUCCAUUCAUUGUUGCUGCUGGUGGAAUAUCAAACAUAUUUCUCCAUAGACUUGCUGAGAACAUUCAAGAUGCUUAUGCUGAAGCUGCAAGCAUAGCAGAGCAGGCCAUCUCUUACAUUAGAACUUUGUAUGCCUUUACCAAUGAGACGUUAGCAAAGUAUUCAUAUGCUACAUCACUUCAAGCAACACUGAGAUAUGGGAUAUUGAUCAGUCUUGUGCAAGGCCUCGGGCUUGGCUUUACAUAUGGACUUGCCAUAUGUUGUUGUGCUUUACAGCUUUGGGUUGGCAGGUUCCUGAUAUCUAAUGGAAAAGCAAAUGGUGGUGAAAUCAUAACGGCUCUAUUUGCUGUGAUUUUGAGUGGCCUUGGACUAAAUCAAGCAGCAACAAACUUCUAUUCAUUUGAGCAAGGGCGGAUUGCUGCUUAUAGACUUUUUGAGAUGAUAAGUCGUUCAAGUUCUACUGUCAAUCAUGAUGGAAAUACACUAGCUUCUGUGCAAGGAAACAUUGAAUUUCGCAAUGUCUAUUUCAGUUACUUGUCUCGUCCUGAAAUACCCAUACUAAGUGGCUUCUACUUGACUGUACCUGCGAGAAAAACUGUGGCACUUGUUGGCAGGAAUGGUUCUGGAAAAAGUAGCAUAAUUCCUCUUAUGGAACGUUUCUAUGAUCCCACGUUAGGUGAAGUACUUUUGGAUGGAGAAAAUAUAAAGAAUUUGAAGCUCGAGUGGUUAAGAAGUCAAAUAGGACUUGUCACUCAGGAGCCAGCAUUAUUAAGCCUGAGUAUUAGGGAUAACAUUGCAUAUGGAAGAUCUGCUACUUUUGAUCAGAUUGAGGAGGCUGCGAAGACAGCACAUGCACAUACAUUUAUCACCUCACUGGAAAAAGGAUAUGAUACACAGAUUGGUAGGGCUGGUUUAGCUCUCACUGAAGAGCAAAACAUAAAGCUUUCUAUUGCUCGAGCUGUGCUUUCAAAUCCAUCUAUUCUUCUUCUGGAUGAGGUCACAGGUGGUCUUGAUUUUGAGGCAGAAAGAGCUGUUCAGGAAGCGUUAGAUAUACUCAUGCUUGGAAGAUCAACUAUAAUCAUAGCUAGGCGGCUUGGCCUUAUAAGAAAUGCUGACUAUAUAGCAGUGAUGGAGGAAGGUCAACUCAUUGAAAUGGGUACACACGAAGAGUUGCUUACACUGGAUGGCCUCUAUGCAGAACUCCUAAGAUGUGAAGAAGCAUCAAAGCUCCCUAAAAGGACCCCAAUUAGGAACUAUAAAGAGCUGACAACUUUUCAAAUUGAAAAGGAUUCCCUUGCAAGUCAUUUCGUCCAAGAGCCAUCAUCGCCCAAAAUGGUGAAGUCGUCCUCGCUUCAGCGGGCUCAUGUAUCUCCAACUCUUAGGCAGAUAGAUGGAAAUCACUGCUCACAGGACUCACCAAAGGUUCACAGCCCACCUUCGGAGCAAAUGAUAGAAAAUGGGAUGCCUAUGGAAGGUGCAGAAAGUGUGCCAUCCAUCAAACGACAAGAUAGUUUUGAAAUGAGGCUGCCUGAGCUUCCCAAGAUUGAUGUACAUUCCCUGAAUAGGCAGAUGUCUAAUCCUUCCAAUCCAGAAUCUCCUGUCUCACCACUUCUGACAUCUGAUCCUAAAAAUGAGCGUUCCCAUUCACAGACUUUCAGCCGCCCUCUUAAUCAGUCUUGUGAAAUGCCUAUUAAACAGAGAUAUUCUAAGGACUCACAUAUGCCGAAAGAACCAUCAUUUUGGAGGCUUGCUCAGCUAAGCUUUGCAGAAUGGCUUUAUGCUCUUUUGGGAAGCAUUGGUGCGGCUAUUUUUGGAUCAUUUAAUCCUCUUCUUGCCUACACUAUUGCAUUGACAGUCGCAGCAUAUUAUAGAAUUGGCGUAGAAGAUGUUCAAAAUGAAGUGAACAAAUGGUGUUUGAUCAUUGCUUGUAUGGGCUUUAUCACAGUGCUUGCCAACUUUUUGCAGCAUUUCUAUUUCGGUAUUAUGGGGGAAAAAAUGACUGAACGAGUUAGGAGGAUGAUGUUCUCAGCAAUGCUCCAUAAUGAAGUAGGAUGGUAUGAUGAAGAUGAGAACAGUGCAGAUACAUUAUCCAUGCGCUUGGCUAAUGAUGCCACUUUUGUCCGAGCUGCUUUCAGUAAUAGACUUUCUAUAUUCAUACAAGACACUUCAGCUGUUGUUGUGGCUAUUUUGAUUGGAAUGCUGCUCCAAUGGCGGGUUGCACUAAUUGCAUUGGCCACUUUACCUAUUCUUACUGUUUCUGCUGUUGCGCAGAAAUUGUGGCUUGCUGGGUUUUCAAGGGGCAUCCAGGAGAUGCACAGGAAAGCCUCUUUGGUCCUAGAAGAUGCUGUUAGAAACAUCUACACCGUUGUGGCAUUUUGUGCUGGUAACAAGGUGAUGGAACUUUACAGAUUGCAGCUUGGUAGAAUUUUGAGCAAAAGCUUUCUCCAUGGAGUGGGCAUCGGUUUCGCCUUUGGCUUCUCACAAUUCCUUCUUUUUGCCUGCAAUGCACUGCUACUCUGGUACAUCUCUUUGUCCGUACAUGACGGCCGGCUCAAAUUAGUCACAGCACUCAAAGAAUACAUGGUUUUUUCUUUUGCAACUUUCGCAUUAGUGGAGCCUUUUGGUUUGGCUCCUUAUAUUCUGAAAAGGAGGAAAUCCCUCAUUUCAGUAUUUGAAAUCAUCGACCGUGUUCCUACUAUUGAUCCAGAUGAUAAUACUGGUGUUAAACCUCCUUCUGUAUAUGGUAGCAUUGAGUUCAAGAAUGUUGAUUUCUGCUACCCAACUCGUCCAGAAGUGAUGCUGUUGAACAAUUUCAGUCUUAAAAUCGACGGGGGACAAACGCUGGCUGUGGUGGGUGUUUCAGGUUCUGGAAAGAGCGCGAUAAUAUCCCUGAUUGAAAGAUUCUACGAUCCCGUUGGUGGCCAGAUCCUAUUGGAUGGCCGCGAUCUAAAACAAUUCAAUAUAAGAUGGUUAAGGAGCCACAUGGGUUUAGUACAGCAGGAGCCCAUCAUGUUCUCCACAACCAUAAGGGAAAAUAUCAUAUAUGCCAGACAUAACGCCACAGAAGCUGAAAUGAAGGAAGCAGCUAGAAUAGCCAAUGCUCACCAUUUCAUCAGCAGUUUGCCCCAUGGUUAUGACACUCAUGUGGGAAUGAGAGGAGUAGACUUAACUCCUGGGCAGAAGCAGAGGAUCGCAAUUGCUCGAGUCGUACUGAAAAACGCGCCCAUCUUGCUACUAGAUGAGGCUAGCUCUGCGAUUGAGUCCGAGUCCAGCCGGGUCGUGCAGGAAGCCCUCGACACCCUAGUCAUGGGAAACAAAACCACCAUUAUGAUUGCACAUAGAGCUCCCAUGAUGAGACAUGUUGACAAUAUUGUGGUUCUUAAUGGUGCCAAGAUUGUCGAGCAGGGCACGCAUGAUUCUUUGGUGCAAAUGAAUGGCCUCUAUGUUCGGCUAAUGCAGCCUCAUUUCAGUAAAGGACUUCGGCAGCAUCAUCGGCUUGUGUGAGAAUUUCAUUAUACGAAGUUUGUAAAUUAUUUUAGAUCAAAUUGAAUGCUCCUGAGGCUUCAGAAGGCAUCCAGCUUUGUUACGAGAAUUGUACAUUGGGUGAAAAGGGAUGGUCUGGUGAGAACUUGUUAUCGUUUUGUGUGGCUUCUUGUUCUUGAAAUUGUUUAGAUAGAUUCUGGGUUUGAGGUUUGUGUAAUGGUGAAGAUGGCUUGCUAGGAUUAAUGCAAUUCUUUUUGAGGCUUUGUAAUCUCCGUGUGGGGAUUUUAUUUGCCUCCUUAUUGUAUUAAUUUGUUUAAACAGGAAAAGGGCGGUGAUGUAUUUUUUCUUGAGUCGCUUUUAUAUUGUUUGAUGUUCAUUUCUA